CCGCAUGAAUUCAAACCCGAGCGAUAUGGCGGUCUUAACGCUGGGAUGAAGGUCAGCAACAUCGCGUUUGGAUCUGGGCGACGAGCCUGCCCCGGGUACUACUUUCCGGAGGGUACCAUGUUCGCCACUGUGGCAACCGUUCUUGCGAUAUGCCGACCGUUGAUGAGCACGGAUGUCAGGUUAUCCCUGAAGUUAGCCUCGCGUCGGGAGCAAUCGUGUCAGACCUUCAAUCCGAAAGCGAAUGAGUGCUGUGCGGCGCCAACGGAGAUGCAUUCAGCUCCCCGGAAAAUGUCAAGUGUGCAUUCCGCCCGCGACAAGGACGCAUGA
Postia placenta MAD-698-R-SB12 is the source of this 327-nucleotide messenger RNA. RefSeq lists its product as hypothetical. The transcript has a single exon. Gene Ontology annotation, molecular function: heme binding; monooxygenase activity; oxidoreductase activity, acting on paired donors, with incorporation or reduction of molecular oxygen. The annotation marks the transcript as partial. NCBI's taxonomy places the organism in Eukaryota, Fungi, Basidiomycota, Agaricomycetes, Polyporales, Adustoporiaceae. The record is from RefSeq and is a predicted model, not a curated record.